AUGUUUCGCUGCUGUAGUGUCGAAGACCUUUUGUAUCUAUUGAUACUAUUCGUUUCUCUGACAAAGGGGGAGUCAUUUUCCGACGACGCUUUCGACCUGCUCGACGGAGAUUUGGAUUUGUGGCACGAACGAGGAAGCCGAGUGGCCAUACGGGAGGAUGCACCUACUUGCGAGAGACAAAGUUUUUAUAUCUGUGAGGAGCCGUUAAAUGGAGUUCCUCCAGAAGCACAUAAGACUUGUAACUACAGGAAUGUAGACUAUCACGAGCAGGUCUUCCGCUGGGUUGCUGGUAGAGGCUGUAUCAUCUACACUCCGAGCUUCCUUUUUGUGGGUGGUGCCAAUGCAAUGAACACUUCACAGUGUUUCUAUCGCAAUUAUCGAGUUCGUUGCUUAGAAAUUCCUAAAGAAGAUGGUACUUGUGGAUGUUAUCCUUUCGACCCCAGUUUUGCAGAAGUCGCAAAUAUAAUACGAGAGGCUAUUAUACCAUCAGCUCAUGGGCGUUGGGAAAGAUGCUUCUACGCAGCCCAAGAUUGUUGCAGUCACUACAUGCUCGAGGAUACUAAUUCUAUUGAUAAAAACGAAUGUGGCGUUACCUUUGACGGUUGGACGUGCUGGAUGACUGCAGAAGCUGGUACCGUUUCUAACGCAGUAUGUUCGGAAUUUGCCUAUUCGAAUACAGGGCCAUCUUGUAACCACUUCAGCAGCAAGGAAUGCUAUCAAAACGGAACAUGGGAAGUCGAAUCGGUAUACACUACUUGCAGUGUCACGCCUCGUUUAGUGCAACGAUACAGGUUUCAUAUCGCCAUGCUGUCCAUUUCCGUCGCGUCUUGCCUUCCUGCGGUCUUCAUAUUCUUCUUCUACAAACGUUUACGAAUCACAAGAGUUGCGCUUCACAGAAAUCUACUGAUUGCGAUUAUUUUGAGGAACACAUUCGUCAUAAUCAGUAGAAAUGAGAUUUACUUAGAUGAACUGCAAAAUACAGGAGACACCGUGAUGACUAUUCACGGACUGGCUUGUCGUUUCCUUGCAAUCGGUGAGCGAGUUGCGGGCAACGCUGUUUUCGUUUGCAUGCUGGUUGAAGGCAUAUACCUACACCGUCUCAUAGUAGCUGUCUUCAAACAGAAACUUAACAUUAAAUCGCUUUACGCGAUUGGGGCGGUGAUUGCAGUAGCUCCAGUAAUAGCAUGGGUAGCAGUGAUGGCGGUUCACAAUGAUCAUUCCUGCUGGCUUGUCUACACCAUUGAGCAUGUGCAAUGGAUACUUGAUGUUCCUAGAGUUGCCAUACUGCUAGUGAACACAGUACUCUUUGGAGAUAUCCUGAGAGUUCUAUUGACGAAAAUCAGGAAUAACGAAAACUCUCAUCAGUUGAGUACAACAAAAGCAACGUUAUUCUUGAUGCCAUUGUUCGGUACCCAGUUUUUACUCACAGCGUUCAGGCCGAACACAACAGAUUGUACUGGAGAACAAAUCUAUUAUUAUGUGUCAUACACGGUCGAGGGGCUUCAAGGAUUCAUCGUCGCAAUACUUUACUGUUAUAUAAACAAAGAGGUUCGAAGUCUAAUCAAAGCUACUUACAAGAAAACUGAAAGUGCCGUAGUUUCCCGUAUUCGACGAGAUUCAACCCAUCCAAGUAUGAGCGUUGACCCUAGUUCCGGUAGAAGAAUGACGUACAGCACCGGUAUACCAAGCCAAGGGGACAUCAUAAAAGAACAAUACGCAGUUGUGGCACCAAAACUGCACGUCGCUGAAAUAAUAUCUAUACAACCUAGUGAAAGAUUGGUCGAAAUCAUAGAACCGGUCUAUGAAACUAUUAGUAACAGCGUAAAUAAUGAUAGCUACGAUGCGUUGGAUAGAUCAGACAAUGAUCCAAAGGGUCGCUCUAAAAUUGAUGAUUAUUACAAUUUUACCAACGCCUCGAGUAUCACUAUCGAUUGUCCAGAAUGGAUUCGAUGCGUUUCGUCUCCAAAUAGCAGCAUUUAUAACAAUUCGUUUAAUGAUAAUGAAAACAAAUAUCUUGCUAGUCACAUUCCGGAUAUUCCUGAAUCGUGUAAUGAAAUGAAACAUUCAAAAAAUGAACAGGCAGAGAAGAAUAAUUUACCGAAACACGAUAUCGGUGAAAAUAAUGAAGAUUUCGAAGAUUAUGACGCUGACUUUGAGACAAAAACAAGCGCAGAUGACAGCGGAAACAUGUUGGAAGAAAUAAUGCAGUGCAUUGAAAAUAAAAACGACCUAAGUAUACCUAAUUUAGACCCGGAACGUCUGUGUCCAAAUAGAAACGGCGAAGAUAAGAUUAUAUUUUUAAAUGAGUAA
Molecule: messenger RNA, 2310 nt
Organism: Bombyx mandarina (wild silkworm)
Lineage: Eukaryota; Metazoa; Arthropoda; Insecta; Lepidoptera; Bombycidae
Gene: NGR-B3
Product: neuropeptide receptor B3
Biological process (GO): adenylate cyclase-modulating G protein-coupled receptor signaling pathway; cell surface receptor signaling pathway
Cellular component (GO): plasma membrane
Molecular function (GO): G protein-coupled peptide receptor activity
Source: RefSeq, a predicted model, not a curated record